Abrus precatorius (Indian licorice) is the source of this 615-nucleotide messenger RNA. Its product is annotated as 15.7 kDa heat shock protein, peroxisomal. NCBI's taxonomy places the organism in Eukaryota, Viridiplantae, Streptophyta, Magnoliopsida, Fabales, Fabaceae. Gene Ontology annotation, biological process: response to hydrogen peroxide; protein folding; response to salt stress. The transcript has 2 exons. The record is from RefSeq and is a predicted model, not a curated record. The coding region runs from base 74 to 508 and encodes 144 amino acids.
AAGCACUACACUUAUAUCUCUUCUGCUACAACUCUUCUUCCCUUUUCUCUAGUGUAUUAGGAGAAUCAAAUCAAUGGCUGAAAGUAUCUUUGGGUACCCGUUCAGACGCUUCUUCUGGGGUCAUCCUCCAAUUUUCAGAGAAUGGUCUGGUUCAACGGCCCUCUUGGAUUGGCUUGAAUCCCCCACUGCCCAUAUCUUAAAAAUCAAUGUUCCAGGAUUCAACAAAGAUGACAUAAAGGUUCAGAUUGAAGAUGGGAAUAUUUUGCACAUCAAAGGGGAUGGUGGGAAAGAGAAGACUCAAGCAAAGGAAAAGGACACUGUUUGGCAUGUUGCUGAGAGAGGGAUUGGGAAAGGGGAUUUCUCAAGGGCAAUUGAAUUGCCAGAGAAUGUGAAGGUGGAUCAGAUUAAGGCACAGGUGGAAAAUGGAGUCCUCACUAUAGUUGUGCCUAAAGAUGCUACACCCAAAUCGCCUAAAGUGCGAAACGUUCAAAUCUCUAGCAGACUUUAAACCUUUCAAAUAUAAAUAUAGUUACAUGAGUAAGAAUUUGAGAAAAAUAAAAAGAUGUAUUAUGUUGUAAACAAAUUACAUGUUGUGAUGAAUAACGAAUAUGUGGU